AUGGGCAUCUACGCUUAGGGAAUUUCUAUCCAGCUGUCCCUAUUGAUGUUGUUAGGGUGAAGUCUUAUGUGAAUAGCUCCUUUGACCCUACGAGUGUACCAGUGAGGAUUACGAUCAAUAAACUUAACCUCCUUCCAAAGCGAUUGGUUGUCUUUAGGUUUUGAACGUCCAGUAAAUUUUACAGAGACAUGAUUUAACCAGUGAUUCGAAAUACAUUUGGUGUCGUCCUGUGUAUUGGUAACUUGUGUUACUUACUUGCUGGAUCAUUUUACAGAAAUCCCGGUCAUUACCAAGAAUCCCCAAGAUUCGACCGCAAUGGAGGGCGGGAGUGUAACGUUUUGUUGCGAGGCAAAAGGGAAGCCUGUUCCUGUGUAUAGCUGGUUUCACAACGGUGUACUGGUACAAGAGCUGAUCAGCAGAAACCUUCGUCUGUCUAGUAUAUCUUCACGUGAUUCUGGCACAUACAAAUGUAGCGCCAAAAAUGAACACGGGGAAACAGUUUCCAGCAAAGCAGAGCUGACAGUUGUUCCGGGUGAUCGCGACGAUUCGUGUAACCCCAGCCCUACAAAAAAGGUGAUGUUAUUGCCUGAAGGAUGUACAGAAGAUAGCAGUGGAAGUAACCUUAUCAAUGUUGGUACUUGCUCCAGUGAAGUAUGUGUGAAGCGUAACCAGCGCCAAGCUAGAAGCUGUAGAGGACAGGACUCCACUCGGCAAUGCUGUAGCCCAGCUUCUAUGUCUGACAGCCGCGUGAGUUGCAAAAGCGGUAUAAAGUUCAACAUACGGAUAGUCUCCAAAUGUGCAUGUGCAGACUGUGCUGUCUCAAAAAUAAAUUUUCGAGGCAAAAUUGUCGAUCCUGAGGGAAAUCCACUCCAGUGGGGCGAAAUGACUGUAAGCAAUGACCAAGGUAACAAAUACUAUACGGACAGGCGAGGAAAUUUCAAUAUUCUGGUCAAGUCUGGAACCAAGCGAAUCGUAUUGACUGUGAAGGACAAACUGCAAGGACUGUUGCAAGACACAACGAAAGUUUUCGAGGUUCAUGAGGAGCAAGUGUCCUUUUACACUAUCGUCCUUCAAAAGAAACCACCUGCCAUUAAAUUCCCAGCAAACAAGAAAAAGAACAUUCCUCUUGGAGGAUCUGCAGGUAGACCAAAGUUUGUCGAUCUGGACAUCCCUGCAAAUGCCUUCCUCACGGCUGAUGGAAGAGUAUAUAAUGGUGAGAUCACUGCAACAAUUGGGGUGAUUGAUCCUAGAAGCCAGGCAGACAUGAUGGCAGCCCCUGGGGAUUUUUCAGCGAUAAACGACAACGGAGAAGAGGUGACCCUCGGAUCUGUUGGAAUGCUGAGACAAGCUUUCACGGACAAUAACGGCAACCAGCUCAGUCUUAGUAAAAACAUCUCAGUCCGCAUCGACGCUGAACAGUUAGAUAUACCCAAUGGUGUCACAGUUCAUCAAUGGUACCUGAGCAAGGAAACGGGUCGCUGGGUGAAGAUCGAAGAAUUGCGCCCUAAGUACGGCAGUGGAUCGAGGCUUAGAAGACAAGCGAGGAAGUACUUUGUAACCAACAUAACACCGAAUGUUCCUUAUGACAACAUUAACUGGGAUUACGUUUCUGUUGCCAGUUACGUCCGAAUUAGGGCUACCCCUGGCACAGUUGUGACUCGCAUUGGUUUGAGCAACAAUGGGCUACAAUAUACCUCCUACCGCCAAGGUACAGUCCCUGCCAGUGGAAUCCUAUGCAUUCUAAGUCUACGAAACAGACAGGCCAUCUUGCAAGCCGAACGCGAUGGAGUACCUCUUAUUCCUCGACAGCCUAUUGGCUUCCCUCUGGCCGUAAACCCUCAGAUCAUCGAUAGGUCACCCGUCGGGACCAUUUUCAAGAUCCAGUCGUUUAGAUUCACCUCCACAAAAGUGGAUAAUCGAGGUCCAAUAUAUCUCAAAGGCGAGCAAGGUAGAUGUGCACAAAGUGGUGCAAAUGAUGUUGCUUUUGAAUUUCAAGAUGCCGCUCCUGGGCAACUAUUUCACUGGCAAAGUGUUAGAAUACAAGAUCCUAACGAUUCUCGUAGGUGGCGUGUAAGACCUAAUGAGAUUUGUUACGUCAAAGCGCUUGUUACAGGAUCAAAUCCAGACUCAGUUAUAUACGUAAGAAGCAUUGGAAAGGCUCCUGGUCAACCCGACUUGGAUUACGGUUACACAGCCGAGAAGAGUUCUAUAAUUGGUGGGCAAGGUGUGGUGUGCUUGGAAUACCGAUGCAAUGAAGGUCCACUAGUUCCGUAUCAGACCCACUUGCAAUUCCUUACUCUGACAGGAACAUGCACAGUCCAGAGUCUCAACAAUGUUUUGGUCGGUUUACAAAAUCGGUGUUCUGUAUCCCCAGCCGGUUCCUCAAGUCAAGAGCGCAACUUCUGUGUUCCAGACUUGGUAGGAGGUGCCGCUGCACUGUACUCUGGCUCUACAGGUGUGGCUAAGAACAGAUGCCUCACAGGAAACCAGCUGUACAACUCAGGAAGACCGACUACCACAAACCGCAGCCCUACAGUGACAUUUACCUGUAGCUAAGCCUGAGUACGCGUUGGACAAGCGGAAAGAUAGAUGAAUAGCAUAAAGGAAAACUACGAACCUUGUUAUGAUCUGUUGACGAUUGAAAAAAGAUGAAACUGAAUGAAACUGUUUGUCUAGAUAGGCCGAGAUAAUUAAAAAGUUAGUGAAAUAACUUAACAAAAUGUUACUUUACAAAUUUGCUGAUAAACGAUGAUUUGGAAUUUAAAAAAAUGGCUUAUAACUUGAAAUAA
Messenger RNA from Stylophora pistillata, 2789 nucleotides. Its product is annotated as cartilage intermediate layer protein 1. NCBI's taxonomy places the organism in Eukaryota, Metazoa, Cnidaria, Anthozoa, Scleractinia, Pocilloporidae. The record is from RefSeq and is a predicted model, not a curated record. Gene Ontology annotation, biological process: establishment or maintenance of epithelial cell apical/basal polarity; heterophilic cell-cell adhesion. Gene Ontology annotation, cellular component: protein-containing complex; plasma membrane. Gene Ontology annotation, molecular function: calcium ion binding.